Parasteatoda tepidariorum (common house spider) is the source of this 2640-nucleotide messenger RNA. The record is from RefSeq and is a predicted model, not a curated record. Lineage: Eukaryota; Metazoa; Arthropoda; Arachnida; Araneae; Theridiidae.
AAAGCAAAUACAUCUUUGUUAUUAGCAAGUGGGUGUUGAUAUUUUUGGGCCUGUAAACGUUGAGUUAUGAAUUUUCUUUUCGAAAUAUCUUUUAACUUUAAUUGUAUAAUGUGUAUUAGUUCAUUACUUGAUAUCAUUAUAUGUUAAAACCAUCAAGUGUUGUUUUUGCUUACUGCGUUUGAUAUAUUGCAUAGUAGUUUACAAUUAUGACAUCAAAAUUGAGCAAGUCAUCUGAUCUCUAUGAACCAUCUCAUCGUAGGAGUAAAAAAUUUAUGAACAUUACCGUUUUUUUCUUAGAUGAUUCAAGUCAUGUCUUUCAACUGCAGGCCAAAACACUUGGUCAGUUGCUCUUUGAAAAGGUUUGUAAGCACAUUAACUUACUGGAAGUAGAUUACUUUGGUUUGGAAUGUGAGGAUGAAAAAGGGAAAAAGUACUGGUUGGAUGUCCUCAAACCAUUAUGUUCACAGCUGCAUUCAUUUUUUCCAAGUAUGUAUUUUUGUGUUAAGUUUUACACUCCAGACCCUGUACAACUAGAGGAUGAAUUCACAAGAUAUCUGUUUGGUUUGCAAAUCAAAAAGGAUUUCAUAAGUGGUGCUCUGCAAUGCAAUGAUAGCACUGCUGCAGUUUUGCUCUCUUACAUUGUUCAAGCUGAUCUUGGUGAUUUUAAUCCUGAAGUGUGCAUUGAUCAUUCCUAUUUAACAAAGUAUAAAUUUGUAGCAUAUCAAGAUGAAGAGUUAGAAAAAAAAAUUAUGGAAAACCACAGAAAGAUCAUAGGUCAAACUCCUGCUGAAGCAGAUCUCAAUCUUUUGGAAAGAGCCAGGCGUUGCGAGUUGUACAGAGUAAGAAUGACGUUUGAUAAGGACCAUGAAGGUGUUCCCCUAAAUUUAGCUGUUGUUCAUUUAGGUGUGCUAGUUUUUCAAAACUUUACCAAAAUCAAUACAUUUUCAUGGGCUAAAAUAAGAAAAUUAAGUUUUAAGAGGAAAAAAUUUCUUGUUAAGCUUCAUCCUGAAGGUUAUGGUUUCUAUAAGGAUACUGUGGAGUUUGUUUUUGAUAGCCGAAAUGAAUGUAAAAAUUUCUGGAAAAAGUGCAUUGAAAAUCACACAUUUUUUCGCUGUUCUGAUGCAAAACAAGGAAUGCGUAUGAAACCCAAAAUUUUCAGCAGAGGAUCAUCCUUCAGGUAUAGUGGACGGACACAAAAACAAGUAUCUGAAUUUGUGAGACAGAAUAAUUUCCAAAAAACACAAUUUCAAAGAUCUACUAGUUGUAGGACACCUACUUCACCAACAAAAAGUAUAAGUUCAUCCAUAGUUCCUCAGCCUUUAUUGCCGGUAACAAGUUCGUCUUGUGGUUCAAUGUCAGAUGUACCAAAGGAUGUUCUGCUUCCUCCCAAAUCCACUUCCGAGCCGACCACACCCCACACGGCCCCCGAUUUCGGAAAAAUCUCCAACGGCUCUGCCAACGUUUCAGGUGUAGUAUCUCCAGAAUCUGAUCUUGCAGGCUUCCAGAGUCCAGAAUUUUGCAUGCAGGAUACCGAUGAUAACAUUUCUCAUGACUCUUAUCACGUUCUUGAUACUAACCAAGCUGCUGCUGCUACUAACACUGAUAACCCCUCUACUAACAAAGAAAUUGAGACAGUCUCUGAUUUUAAAGAGGACGAUGGAAAUAGCGUGGGAGAAAUCAAAGACAAUUCUGCAUUGAAUCCUGUUGCCUACAAUAAUAAUCUUGAAUCCGUUAAGGCUGAUAAUAACAACACUGAGUCUAUUGAGACUUUAAAAAUCGAUUCGAAAACUAAUGAUUUAAACAUCUUAGAAUCAUCUCCCACAGACUCUCUUGAUCUUUCAUCUCAAGACAUGAAUAAUUUAAAACAGAUUCUACUGAGUCAAGAACAAGAUGGCAUUAGUUUGAGUUCCAGUGAUAAUUUAUCCUACAAUGAAAACAUUUUGUCGCAAGAGUUGAAAAAUUAUAAGAAUGUUUUAAGCGACAGUUAUUUCAGAGAAUCUUCGAAAAAUUCAAGCAAUGAAGAAACUUUGAACAACUCAAAGAAUUCUGAACACGUUUUUGGAGCAUCAACUUUUUAUGUAAGCAGCAGUCCAUAUUCUGCUGGCAGAUUAUCCAGUAAAAGGAAAGUCAUGAAUGACAGAGCGUAUUGCUUGGCUAAGGAAUUGUUAAUGACUGAAAGGACUUAUAGAAAAGAUCUCGAAGUUGUUAAUGUUACAUUUCGAGAUAACUAUUACAGUCAAAAGGAUGUAAGAUCAGAAGCUAUUGAGCAGUUUUUAUCAGUUGUUGACCCUUUACAUGAGAUGCAUUGUUUUUUGCUGAGAGAUUUGGAACAGAGACUUGCUUUCUGGGAAGGUCGUCCAGUUAAUAAAAAUCAGAAUGUUAUUAAAGGAGUGGCAAACAUUCUUUAUGCUCAAAAAGAUAUGAUCAAGAUGCAUUCAACGUAUUUAAAGAAAUUACCAAAACUUCUUGAAAUGCUGUAUGAUGAUUUGAGUCAGAAUCAAUUAUUGAACCAAUUCUAUCAACAAUUUGAAACACAAAAAGUGUGUUACUUGCCUCUGUCAUCCUUCCUUCUUCGUCCAGCUUUUCGUCUGGUUUAUUAUCACUCAUUGGUUAAAAGUUAGUAUAAAUCUAAACCGGUUU